Messenger RNA from Magallana angulata, 1310 nucleotides. Its product is annotated as C-C chemokine receptor type 8-like. The record is from RefSeq and is a predicted model, not a curated record. Gene Ontology annotation, biological process: G protein-coupled receptor signaling pathway. NCBI's taxonomy places the organism in Eukaryota, Metazoa, Mollusca, Bivalvia, Ostreida, Ostreidae. The coding region runs from base 76 to 1146 and encodes 356 amino acids. Gene Ontology annotation, molecular function: G protein-coupled receptor activity. Gene Ontology annotation, cellular component: membrane. The transcript has a single exon.
AGACUUGUUCAUUGUGACGCAGGAAAAAUUCAAAAGCACCAAAUCACAGAAAAGGGUCAACAUUAAAGGAAAUAAAUGGCUUUCACAAAUUCAGAUCGCAACGCUUUAGAUGAUGAUGAUAAAAACCGCACUGUUUUACUUGGAAUCAACAAUACAACCUCUGGAAUAAAUACAACUUUCCCCGAGUACGAUCCGGAGCAACAAACAGAGAAAUUGCCACUAAACAGUUCUUUAUUGUCCGUUUGUAUCCUUGUAGCAGCCUUGGGCAUCACUGGGAAUAUCGUAACAAUGGUUAAAAUCGUGUACGAUUCCAAAUUACACACACCAACGUUUGCUGCAAUCGGGCACCUCGCGUUUGUAAACUUCUUGGCACUUAUUGUUCUCACCGUUCAUUUAAUUCUGGUCGUGUGGGUAAUCAAAAUCAAAAACUUGUGGACACAGUUGACCGUCGUGUUUAUAAGCGAUACAUUAUACUUAAGCUCUGCCUGUCACGUGUUGUUACUGUUGUCCGUGAGAUAUUUGAUCACAGUCCAUCCUUUACAGAGCAGACGACGUUUAACGGUAAAAGCAGUGUCUUUGUGCUCUAUGACAGUGUGGCCUGUAAGCGUCCUGUUCGGAGCCAUCAAAUCAUAUUUUUUCUAUGUCCAUAAACAAACCGGAAGCCAUUUCAUGAUGCUUAUCAAUAGCAUCACCUAUAUUAUCUUUUUGCUUUUAGUUUGUUUUAUUACAUUUGCUUUGCAUGUUUGGAAAAUCAGAGCUAUACAAACAUCUCGCUCUGCUACAAAACGAAUACAAACGAGAAUGAAUCUUGUUGUAACAGCAAUUAUAACCGUUUUUGCGAUGUUUCAGAUUUUUGCUAUUGCAAAAUCCCUUUACAUUUACAAAGGUUAUUGCUCUAAAUCUAAAUAUGUUGGAGUGUAUACCUUUUUUCACUUAAGUAUGAUUCUGUCUGGAUAUUUGACGUUUUCUCUAAAUCCGUACAUAUUCUUUUUUCUGUCAUUUUUUCGGUCUUGUACAAUGAAGAAGAAAUUAAGUGCCCCGGAGUCAACGGAAAUUCCAACAUUAGAUAUGCGUAGCCCUAUAAGGUUAAUCAAAAUGGUAAACCAUUUUUCUGAAACCAACCGUAAACAAUAUGUAUGUAAAUGAUCAGAAUUGAACAAAUGAUUUUAUACCUGUAGUACACAAGUGUCGAUAUUUUAAAGACUUAGUGCUUUUAUGUAUACUUUCUUGAAUGAAAUCAAUGGAUCAUGAAAUGUUUAUUUUUUUCGAUCUCAAAUUUUAUUAUUUAGUAAUGUUGUAGUUUUACUGUU